UACCUCUGCGUGCUGUUUACAACUAAUGACGACAGGCUGUAGAUAGAGUAGCCUACCAUCAACAAUACUACAUAACUUGCCUUUAACUAAGUUUUGGAGGGAUUUUUCUAGGAAAGAAUUCCAUUCGGCUCAAGAAUACUAUGAAGACGCCUGUGGUUUAUGACUUUACAGUUACCUCCGUGGAUCUGGAAUGAUUCUACGACAUGUUUUAGUGAACAGACAAAGAAGAGUGUUUGAUGGCUGCAGUAGUUAUCUGGCGUCAAGCUAAUUUUGCCAUCCCGGUGAGCUGGAGCCCCCUCAUUCUUUUUUCCCUGGGCUCUAUGCUAGUGUUGCUGUUGCCCUUCCUUGGGCUGCAGGAGCAAUGCUGUGGGACACUGAAAGGCCUCGCCCUCUUGCGUUGCCAAUUGUGGGGAAGCACUGAGUAUAUCACCACCCACUCAUCAAGCCCUGCCGUUUCUGUCGCCUCCUUGGACCUUCUGCCUUUGAGAGAAAAGCCAAGUAAAGAAGCUCAGUUGGAAGCAAGAGCUGCCCUCCAGCAGGCUAAAGUGAUGAAAAAAGAGGGCAAGUUGGAGAAAGCUAACAAACUCCUGGUACAUGCACUGAACAUGAAUCCUGAUUUUGUGGAUGCUCUGACAGAAUUAGGAACCAUCCUAGAGGAAAAAGAUGUUGUCCAGGCAGAUCAUCUGUACACAAAGGCUCUGGCCCUCUCUCCAUGUAACAAGCGGGCCUUAGUGAGCCGUGACCGUACACUCCCUCUGGUGGAAGAGAUUGACCAACGUCAUUUUGGUAUAAUUGACAAAAAGGUGCGCCAACUCCUGUCCAUUCCCAAGGGAAAUUCUGUACUGCGCCGUGUGAUGGAGGAGACUUACUACCACCAUAUUUAUCACACCGUGGCCAUUGAGGGUAACACAUUAACACUGUCUGAGAUUCGGCAUAUCAUUGAAACACGUUAUGCUGUUCCAGGUAAGAGCCUGCAAGAGCAAAAUGAGGCUAUUGGUGUGGAUGCUGCCAUGAAGUACAUGAACACCACUUUGUUGUCUCAGUCUGGAUCAAUCACAGUAAGCGACAUUCUGGAAAUACACCGCCGCGUGCUUGGCCAUGCAGACCCUGUGGAGGGGGGCCGUCUUCGUACCGGUCAGGUGUUUGUGGGCCACCACAUCCCCCCUCACCCACAGGAUUUGGAGCGGCACAUGCAAGAAUUGGUGCAGUGGCUUAACUCUGAUGAGGCACUCAACCUUCAUCCUGUGGAGCUAGCUGCACUUGCACAUUACAAGCUGGUGUAUGUGCAUCCCUUUGUGGACGGCAAUGGACGUACCUCAAGGCUCCUAAUGAACCUGGUGUUGAUGCAAGCUAAUUAUCCUCCCAUUACCAUCCGUAAGGAGCAACGGUCUGAGUAUUAUCUAGCACUAGAGACGGCCAAUGAAGGCGACAUACGCCCUUUCAUCCGUUUCAUUGCCAAAUGCACAGAGAUGACCCUUGAUACACUGCUUAUUGCCACCACUGAGUAUGCAGUUGGCCUCCCUGCUGCCAGCCAGAAUCAUGGCUGUCUGGAUUGCAGGCAGACCAUUCCUAUUCACAACUGAGUACAUCAAGUAGCUGAGAGAUAUUUCCUUCAGACUCUGGUGGAGGUUGCAGCUAAUGGAUUAUGUCAACCCUACAAGUCAUUCCCUUCAGUUAAUUUGUGUGACUGUAAAUUAUCAAGUUAAUUUGCUUAAUUCAAAUGAGCUUCCAUUUCCUUCAAUGGCCCAAAUAUUUGUUGGGUCAGAAUAAAUGAAACCUCUUGUUUUAGUUUUAGUGGACAGACAUGCAUGCAGAUGUAAUUUCUUAAAGGUGCUCUAAGCGAUGCCACACGUUUUUUUUAGGCUAAAACAUUUUAUGUCACUUACUGCAAACGUCACCUACCCAACAUAACAAACUGUUCCAGCAAAAACACAGACGAGAUGCGCGUUUAGGAGAGUUUCAAUUGCAGGGGAGCAGCACGGGAGGAAAGGGGGAGGAAGUAGCAAGCUCUCUGUUUUGUUUGAAAGUCAACAGAACUUCCUCAUUCCCGUCUUUCUUCCCUGUGUUUUUUGUCCUGGGACUCGUUCCUAUGUCUUGGCCAUAUUGUGUGUAAUUAGAAAUUAUAAUAAGACAAUAUGAUGGUGUUUUUACAACCCUGUGUGACGUUCCCUAAUAAAAACAUUCGAUCACAACAAAGAAAGUCAACAGAAGUGACGUUACCCAGCAUUGCUUAAAGCACCUUUAACAUAGUGCAUAGGCAGGGCUGUAUGUUAACUUUUUUGCACAAAGCACUGGGUCUACAGAGGUUGAUCAAUAUGUAGUACAAGCUUCUAAAUCUGUAGCAUAGGUAUAAAAACAUCUCUUAAAAACAAUCACAAGUAGGGCAGUUAAAUUGUGAUGGAAGGCCUACUGCAUCUGGAAUGAUAAAAUGUCAUGUAGUUAAACAUCUCACCUGUAGGCUACACUGUAGUUGUGAAGAGCAAAAGCAAUCAAAAUGUCAGACAAAACAAUCCCUUGAUAUAUUUUUAUUGAUUUCAUUGAUUCAUUAUUGAUUUAUUUUGGAGUAGGCUAUCAGGCAUGUCAAAAAUCAUCCAUCCAUGAAAUGCAUCACUACUAGACUGUUCCAUACACAGAUAGUCUAUUCGGUUAGUAAGUCAUGAUGCAAUAGGCUGAUAAUUCUCUUUCUGGGUCCAACAGCUUUCAGAGCCGCUCAUUUUUCAGCUAUUCAGAGUAGCCUUUAAAGGAGAACUCCGGCCAAUUUUAACAGAGCUCAGUUGAUCCUGUUCACGGAAUACUGUCGGUCGGAAAAAAUGUGGGAAAAAAAAAUGAUGCUGCCUGAUGCGAGUUAGCCGGCUAGCGGCUAAUGCAGCCAAAGUGCCUACAAGCUAUGCUGAGGGCAUGUACUAAAUUGUGCCUUUGUGCCUCCUAAAAGACUCAAAAUGUCAUGACUAGUCUGGGCAACAUGAACAGGGUCUUUACCUGACACCACUGUGCGUGUUUAACCCAAAAAUUGUGAAGGAACAGUAUAAGUCCUGUGUUUGUAGCCUAGGCUGUCAGCUUACCUGUUUCCCUCUGUUGUUUCCUAUAGCGUAAAGUCAAUACAGAAGUCGAACGCCAUGGAAUUUGAAAUCUGAAUGUUGUUAAUUUGCAAUUGGCAUUUAGCAAUAUUUACUACGACCUGGCACAAUGCAUCUCUUCUAGUUUUGUACAAGGUUAAUGUUUUUUGUGCACUUGUCCCUGAUGAAAUAAAUUAAUUACAAUUAAGCAAGAUGCAAAGUAACAAGACGGUAGUCAAAAACUUUUACCUCUGAUUAUAUCAUUUUAAUGUGCCUCAGCAGAGACUUUCACUUUAUCCUCAACGUAUCACUUAUGUUUCGCAUUACAUGGUAUACCCCAUUGGAGUGCUUUGUCGCGUCUGAAUGUGCGUAAGGUCAAAAUUGAGUAUUGAAAAAGUAUCUUUCUGAGGCUAGUUCAUCUAUUGAAUAAUAAAAACACUUCAUCUUGUCAA
Molecule: messenger RNA, 3508 nt
Organism: Alosa alosa (allis shad)
Lineage: Eukaryota; Metazoa; Chordata; Actinopteri; Clupeiformes; Clupeidae
Gene: ficd
Product: FIC domain protein adenylyltransferase
Exons: 3
Coding region: 237-1583 (448 amino acids)
Molecular function (GO): protein binding
Source: RefSeq, a predicted model, not a curated record